Penicillium digitatum Pd1 is the source of this 1923-nucleotide messenger RNA. RefSeq names its product putative glucan 1,4-alpha-glucosidase. Gene Ontology annotation, biological process: polysaccharide catabolic process. The record is from RefSeq and is a predicted model, not a curated record. NCBI's taxonomy places the organism in Eukaryota, Fungi, Ascomycota, Eurotiomycetes, Eurotiales, Aspergillaceae. Gene Ontology annotation, cellular component: fungal-type vacuole. Gene Ontology annotation, molecular function: glucan 1,4-alpha-glucosidase activity; starch binding.
AUGGUUCGAUUUUUUUGGGCUGCGCUUUGGGCGCUUACUCUUGGCCAGGUCGUCAUGGCCGUGCAACAGAUAUUGGCCCCUCGUGCGACAGGAAGUUUGGAUAUCUGGUUGGCGACUGAACGCGUGGUGGCAAGGCAGGGUAUUCUGAAUAACAUCGGAUCGGCUGGUGCCUAUGCUGCGAAUGCAAAGCCAGGCAUUGUAGUCGCCAGCCCGAGUACCUCUAACCCUAAUUAUUAUUAUACUUGGACUCGAGACUCGGCCCUGGUGUUCAAAACUUUGAUCGAUCUGUUCAAGAACGGCGACAGCGCUUUGCUAGAUGUGAUUGAAGAAUACAUCAAUGCGCAGGCCUACAUACAGACGGUGUCAAAUCCCUCUGGAGAUCUUUCGGGUGGCGGUGGAUUGGGCGAGCCCAAGUUCAAUACCGAUGAGACAGCUUUCACAGGCUCUUGGGGUCGCCCCCAGCGUGAUGGACCAGCCUUGCGAGCCACUGCAUUGAUUUCGUUUGGCCAAUGGCUUAUGGAUAAUGGAUACACCACCUAUGCGACCAACAUUGUCUGGCCCAUUGUACGCAACGAUCUCUCCUAUGUUGCCCAGUACUGGAAUCAGACCGGAUUUGAUCUCUGGGAGGAAGUUUCCGGCUCGUCAUUCUUUACCAUCGCGGCUCAGCACCGCGCCUUGGUGGAGGGAAGCACGUUCGCAAGGCAAGUCGGGGUUUCAUGUUCGUCCUGUGACUCUCAGGCUCCGCAGGUCUUAUGCUUCUUACAAUCCUUCUGGACUGGAUCCUACAUUCUGGCCAACUUUGGUGGUGGCCGCUCUGGCAAAGACGCCAACACCCUGCUUGGCAGUAUUCAAACCUUUGACCCGGAGGCAGGAUGUGAUGACACCACGUUCCAGCCUUGCUCAGCUCGUGCACUCGCGAACCACAAAGUUGUGACUGAUUCAUUCCGGUCGGUCUACUCUCUCAACUCUGGUAUCGCUGCGGGCAAGGCUGUGUCUGUUGGUCGAUACCCAGAGGACUCCUACUACAAUGGUAAUCCUUGGUACCUGUGCACUUUGGCUGCAGCCGAGCAGUUGUAUGAUGCUAUAUACACGUGGAACCAGAUCGGUUCUUUGACAAUCACAUCUGUCUCUUUGAGCUUCUUCAAGGAUCUGUACAGCUCCGCUGCGCCUGGUACCUACUCCUCUUCUAGUGAUACGUACGCCUCGAUCGUGAGUGCUGUCAAGACAUAUGCAGAUGGAUACGUUCGUGUUGUGGAAACAUACGCUCCCUCCAGUGGCUCCUUGUCCGAGCAAUUCUCCAGGUCCGAUGGCUCGCAACUCUCAGCCCGUGACCUGACCUGGUCCUACGCAGCCCUACUUACCGCCAACGAACGUCGGAAUGCCAUCGUUCCUGCACCAUGGGGUGAAACUUCUGCCAGCAGCGUUCCUGGACAAUGUCAAUAUACGUCGGCUGUUGGUACUUUCAGCAGUGCCACCAACACUGCCUGGCCCAGCACUUUGACGAGUGGGUCAGGCAGCGGAACUACGACCGGAUCAGGCGGUGCAACUACCACCAAGACGACUCCUGCCACGAAGACUACCUCAACGAUAACAUCUUGCACCACGCCAACUGCUGUUGCAGUGACCUUCAACGUGAUUGCCACUACUUUAUAUGGCCAAAACAUCAAGCUUGCUGGAUCUAUCUCUGAGCUUGGCUCUUGGUCCCCAAGCAGUGCUAUUGCGCUGAGCGCUUCUUCAUACACUACCAGCAACCAUCUAUGGUUCGUGACUGUGACUCUUCCAGCGGGCAUUAGCUUCACCUAUAAGUUUAUUCGGGUAGUGAGUGAUGGAACGAUUACGUGGGAGAGUGACCCGAACCUGUCGUAUACUGUUCCCGCCACCUGUGGUGCCACAGCUGUGACGGUUAACAAUACCUGGAGGUGA